AUGUCCGACGGCGAGGGGGGCCCCCAGCCUUUGUUCUUCGCCCAGAGGGCCGAGGGCCUCCGCCGCCGCUGGAGGGGCCUCAGCAGCAGCAGCAGCAGCAGCAGCAGCAGCAGCAGCUUAUCUCCUCUUUGUGCUGCUUCUCUUCCCAUUUCUGUUUCGCCCAUUUCUCUAGACCCUUCAGAGCCCUCCAGUACCCCUUUGAUAUCUCGCAUGCACUCAGACUCCAGGCCCCGCACGCCUCCGGGGGGCCCCCCGAGGGGGCCCCCAAGGGCACAGCCACCGCAGCAGCAGCAGCAGCAGCAGCAGCAGCAGCAGCAGCAGCAGCAGCAGCAAGGGAGGCGCGCGCCUGGCCCCCCGCACCUCCCGCAUGAACCUGUCUAUACACCGCAGAAUGAACCGCAGGGGGGGCUGGGGGCCCCUGGGGGCCCCCCCGGGUUCACCCUUGGGGGCCCCCCGGGGGGCCCCGAGGGGGAGAAUGUUCAUGAGCUUGUGCAGUUCUCCCCUUCUCUUAAAGAGGCCCUUUCGCAAGAGCUGCAGCAAACUGGGGGCGAAGGAAGUGGGGGCCCCGAGGGGGCCCCCGGGGCCCCCGGGGGCCCCUGGGACCCUGAAGAAGUGGAAAAAGAAAUAAAUAAAAAAAGAAAAGAAUUAAAUGAAAAGCCCGAUGAUGAGGCCCUUUGCUACAGCCUUGCUGUGCUGCUGUUUAGGAGCGGCAGCAACAAAGCAGCAAUAGACACUGUUGCUGCUUUUCUGGAGAGAAACAACCCCCAAACCCUAAACCCUAAAUCAGAGUAUACGGGCCCGCCAGCGGAAACCCGCAGCCCCAAGCUGGAGCCCCCAAACCCUCAAAAGGAGCUGCUAAACCCUAAAAGGGAGUUUCUAAACCCUGGUGCAGCAGCCAAACAAAGCAGCAACGAGGGAGACACGGGAGCAGCGCCAGCAGCAGCAGCAGCAGCAGCAGCAGCAAAGGGAGAAGCAGCAGCAGCAGAAAAGGCAGACGCAGCAGCAGCAAAGGGAGAAGCAGCAGCAGCAGCUGAAGGCGAGACUGAUCCUGCAGCAACAGGACAAGAAGCAGCCACAGCUGCAGCAGCAGCAGCAGCAGCAGCAGCAGCAGCAGAUAAGCCACCUCGCUCUGCUGCUGCGGGCCAGCCCGAGUCAGCGCCGUCGCAAAGUGACGCAGCAGCAGCAGCAGCAGCAACAGCAGCAGCAGCAGCAGCAGCAGCAGCAGCAGCAGACUCAGCACCUGGGGGCUCCUCAGCUUCUAGCAAGCCCAAUACGGAGGGCCCCUCUGGUCCAGUUCCCCCACCCUCAGGGGGGCCCCAGGGGGCCCUUGGGGGCCCCCCUAAGGGGGCCCCUGGGGGCCCCCCGGGGGGCCCCCCUGGGGCCCCCCCAGAGGUGCGUGGGGCCCCCCUGGAGGCCCCCGGGGGCCCCCCAGCAGCGGGGGGCCCCCCGUCUGCUGCUGGGGGCCCCCAGGGGGGCCCCCCGGGGGCCCCCGAAUGUGAGGGUUUGGGGCCCUGUAAAGUGGAGGGUUUGGGGGGAGUGGUUUUGAGUUUGAGGAAACAUCUGAAGAGAAGAUGGAAAGACCUAAAUGAGGGUUUGGGGGCCCCCAAGUGUUUGGCUCUUGAGAAGCUGCUGGGCCAUUUGCAGUUCGAAGACGGGAACUUCCUCGAGGCUGUUCGCAGAUACUGGAGGCAAGGGGCCAUUGAUUUAAACCCCAAAGACGCGCAAAUGUUCAACUCUCUGGGUCUCGCUUACUAUGAGCUGGAAGAGCUCGAGAAAGCGGAAGCAGCCUUUGAGCAUUCGAUAAAAUUAGACGAGGAAAACACAACUGCAUUGAGUGUGCUUGCGAUGCUGCUGCUGGAUAAGGCAGCAGAAGAGGAAGAAAGGAGGUCUAUGGAGGAGCCUCACGAAGAUAGCGGUUGGCCUCCACUCUAG
Eimeria necatrix is the source of this 1932-nucleotide messenger RNA. RefSeq lists its product as hypothetical. The record is from RefSeq and is a predicted model, not a curated record. The coding region runs from base 1 to 1932 and encodes 643 amino acids. Lineage: Eukaryota; Apicomplexa; Conoidasida; Eucoccidiorida; Eimeriidae. The transcript has 6 exons. Gene Ontology annotation, molecular function: protein binding.